AUGUCUUCCCUUCAAAUUCAACCACUUCAAUUGGAUCCAAAUGGCUUCAGAAUCAACUGCUGUUCGUUCCAGCAGGACGCCUUGAUUACCGCGGGCCAGUACCAGUAUGUGGCGUUGUACGUGCCCCAGCCUCGUGGUGGUGGUGGUGGCGAUCCCACCGGCCCCCGAGUAACUUGUAUAGGCAGAAAGCCCGUGAACGGUGCCGACUGGGAAUUCAUAUAUUUUGACGACUAUAUCCAAACCAAAGACGAUGGCCAUAAUGUUAUAUCCAUGGGAAUCAGUGGAGAUGGGAUUAUACAUUUGGCCUGGGAUAUGCAUGGAGACGAGAUCCACUAUCGAUGCUCAGUAGCGGGACUCGCGCCCGCUCGGGUCACGACAACGGAAACUGCUUGGACGGUGGAUUCAUUUUCAAGUGUAAUGAACUAUCUCCCAUCAGAUACAACGAAUUUUACCUUUAGCGAAAUCACAUAUCCCCGUUUUCAGACAGUGGAUAACGGUGAUGUGCUUUUGGAGUUUAGAGAUGGCAGAUCGGGGUUGGGUGAUUGUUGCAUCUACAGAUUUUGCAGCCAGUCGCACAAGUGGAAUACCGUCGCUUCACCAUACAUUCAUGGGGUACAAAACAAUGCAUACUUGCAUGGCUUCGAUUAUAGAAAUGGCAUUCUACAUGUUACUUGGACUUAUAGAGACUUUGUUGAGGAUAGAGUUGAAGAAGCCACUCACCAUACCACUGCUCAAGCAGGACCGAAUGGGCCAGAAAACAACCAUGAUCUCCAUUAUAUGUAUUCACCCGAUAACGGAAUUUCGUGGUACAACACGACGGGGCAGAAACUCAGUGUCCCUGUUGACGUUACCCAAGAUACUUUAGCGGUUCUCAUUCCCAAGUAUUCAGGUAUCAUGAAUCAGGAAGGUCAAUGUGUGGACCCGACUGGAGCUGUUCAUGUGUUAGGAAGGGAAUACGGCCGCUAUUAUCACUAUUAUAAAAUGGCUUCUUCCACAAAGUGGCACAAAAGAAAAAUCAACAAUUUGGAAGCAAAGGUGUUUGGUGCACGAGGUAAACUCGUAUAUCUCAAUGACACUUUGUACGGCCUCUUACCGUUAGAAAACCACCAGUUUGUGGUUUUAGGUCUGAAAAAAGUGCAGGGAGAAUAUGAUUCCAAUGAGACCUGGGCAGUGGUGUCUCAAAUGAGUAACUUGGAUGGGGAGCCAUUGUAUGACAGGUACAGUGAAAGGCUCUCAUUCUUGCAGAGAGAAGCCACUGGGGAUAAUAGGAGAGUGGUACUUUGUACUUUAGACUUGUAG
This is a messenger RNA of Yamadazyma tenuis ATCC 10573, 1299 nucleotides long. Its product is annotated as BNR repeat-containing protein. The record is from RefSeq and is a predicted model, not a curated record. Lineage: Eukaryota; Fungi; Ascomycota; Pichiomycetes; Serinales; Debaryomycetaceae.